GAUGACGUGGAGAGAGGCACUGGACAUGUUUCUACGGAGUUGGCAGACGCACAGCUUUUUGCUGUGGGUGGCUAUCACGGAAGGAUGACUGAUACUUACUUCUACUUUACCACACAUACUAUCGGUGUUGGUUUUAGAAAUGUCGCGUCGAUGCCCAAAAUUGUUAAUCACCCUGAUUUUGGUAAGUGGAGUAGGGAUGACACCCAAAUGGAGACAAUCCCUCCUGGGGACGAAUUCUGUUCUCAACGUACCGAGGACGCCGUUGGAGUUGCUAUUUACCUGUGUGAGCGGCCUGGCCAGAAUAUAAAGGAUGUGCUGCUGGCAAUAGCGGUGCGGAACAGUUGCAUACAGCUCAGGCCUUUCAAAAGUUUGAAGGAAACUUGGGCCCUUCAACUGGCUGACUUGUUCACCCUGCAGGACUACCCUAUUCCCGGUUACGAACUCCCUAUAGUUACGACGGAUCUGCACAUACAUCUGGACAAUGUUGUUUUGGCCUACGAUCAUGCUUGGACGAAACCUGACAGUGACAUCCGCUUAAGACUAGUACUUGGAGAGACCGACAUAAGUAGUUCCAUCAUACAAGAUAUGAACAUGGCUAAGGUUACCAGUAUCUUUGAGAGCGCGCGUGUGUUCAUGAGUAACACCAAAAGGUCCAAGGAUAACGUUCGAUUUGAAGAACACCGAACACCUAGGAAUGCCUUAUCUCAUGCCACUGCCCGUCCAAACAAGAAGUUCUUCAAAGUGAUUGAUGUUGGAUUAUUUCAGCUUGAGUGUUUAUCUGGUCUGAAUGUUUCUGUUGAACAAAAAAGUAAUGCUCCGCCUCUCCUCGAGAUUCGCUGCCGAAAUGACAUAAUCAAGGUUCGUUACUUAGCACUGAUGCAGAACGUUGCUGGUACUUUGUAUUAA
Cylicostephanus goldi is the source of this 906-nucleotide messenger RNA. Lineage: Eukaryota; Metazoa; Nematoda; Chromadorea; Rhabditida; Strongylidae. The record is from the annotation of a GenBank genome assembly.